Messenger RNA from Bolinopsis microptera, 2624 nucleotides. RefSeq lists its product as uncharacterized. The record is from RefSeq and is a predicted model, not a curated record. The transcript has 11 exons. The coding region runs from base 159 to 2171 and encodes 670 amino acids. NCBI's taxonomy places the organism in Eukaryota, Metazoa, Ctenophora, Tentaculata, Lobata, Bolinopsidae.
CAGGACCAUGUCAUACUCGCGAGGUGACCCACGGUCACUACCUUGUGGGAGGAGAGAUAUACUAUGCUGAUCAGUACUUUACGAACGAGACAGUUGUAACGACUGCGUGUAAGGAGGGUUACAUUGCUUCUCAACCGACUGUCAGGUGUCUUGAGUCUAUGUUUUGGGAGACUUUCUCGUGCACCAAAGCGGGAGGACUUUGCAAAGUGCUAUCCCUCAAAAAUGGUCAAUACAGUGACCUAAAUGGAACAGUCUAUGCUGCAGGGUCGCCAGUUCAAGAAACUUUGGAACUCACCCCAAAUUGCAGAACUAACUAUGAAAUCAACAAAGUCGGCAGUUUUACUUGCAAAGAUACAACAACCAUCAGCUGCAACAAGAAGAAAGACUCGUGUCCGAAACUACCGCUCACCUCCCACCAAGUAUCGUGUCACGUUUUCAAGGAAACUACACUGUACACGUGCACAAUGACGUGUUUGCUGGACUACUACAUUAUCAGUACAAACGAAGGUACAGCGAGCAUGACUCAGUCUCAGAGCAUCUCUUGUAACUCUGUUACUGAUACAUGGUCCCAUCAGAGUACUGCCGGGGAUAUCAGAUGGGACACUUGUUCACCAAGUGUACCAGCUUCAAAACACUCGCUGUCAGUAAAUCUAACACUGACCGGAGGAUCGUGCCCUGGUAACACCACUCAACUCGACUCCGCACUCAGCACGUGGUUAAAAGCGCAGGAUGACGGCGCGUACACGUGCUUCAAAGAUAGCACGUGCUAUAUUGGAAAUGGGAGUCAGUGUAAAGGAGAUGGCAGUGGUGUUGUUUACAGCUUUAAUUUGUUGCAGUCUAAGAAAGUUGACUCCAAUUUGCUAAUAAGUUUGGGAACUAAGUUGGUUGAGGAGGCGAAAACAGGAUCUGUAAAGUUAUCAACUAGCUCCAACACACGUGUCACUAAAACCCUCACCUCGACCACCGCAACCACACAACAUUCAACCAGCUGUCCUGUGGGGGCCCAAGCUGCGGACUCCACAUGUGUGUCAUGCGGAGUUGGGCUGUACCUUGACGGUACAGCAUGUACAAAAUGCCCAGUUGGUCAGUACAGCGACAAGGCAGGUCAAGUCUCCUGCAAAUCGUGUAGUGAUAAUCUAACUACACUGUUCCCUGGUAGUUCCAGCAAAUCUGACUGUGUUUACAAGUGCACGGUACCGGAGCUUAGUAACGGAGUAUCAGUACCUGCUGUUGGCUUCUUCACCACCAACACUACCCUUAUAACUCUUAACUGUAACUCUGGGCACAACCCCGGAUACAAGGAACCCCUCAAAUACAUGUGCAACCAAACCUACUCCUGCUACCCACAAUGUCAGCUCCCUAACCUAGCAACAAAUCAGAGUUACCAUGACAACCACCUCGCGCCCGGAGUCCUGGUCUCGCACCUGCGUCUCUUCUCUGUCUCGUGUCUCGGAGUGAGGGACAGUGUGACUUGUAAGGCGGGGACUGUCCAGAUUCCUGACUGUAAACCUAGAGUUGAAGCAGUAGGAGCGGAGAAAGUGAAAUCCUCAACACCUGCUGAAAUAGAGUGUAACGUAUCAGCAGUGUUACAGACUGUUAAUAUUACUUGGUUCUCUGAAGGUCUGCAGAUCGCACAGGGUGCUGACUACUACACUAUAACAGAAAGUGAUUGGAACGAAACUAGUUACAAACAAAGCAGUUCCCUGCAAAUAGGAGUUUCUAAGACGGAUAAAGACAGGGAGUUUCAGUGCAAAGUUGUUGGAGGAGAUUUGAAUCUUUCUUUGGAUUUAAAAUUAGACGUGUUUGAUAUUACGGGUAAAGGAGACCGAGUAGACGCGGGUGACACAUCAACUCUCACCUGCACCAUCACGGGCUCCAGCUCCAUUCUCAACGUCACCUGGUCACGUGUUGGUGACGUCACGUUGCCAGGUGAUGUUACCACGUCAACCGGCACGUGGAGUGCGGGCACUCAGGUCGCUACUCUCGUGCAGAAAAACGCUCAGAGUAAUAGCACGUUUAGAUGUGGAGUCGAGGAUGGGGCAGGAAAGAAGCACUUUGUGAACAUCGGCCUUCAAGUGAUUCCUGAAGUGCCAGACAAGGGAGGAAGUCCACGUGGAACAGCUCCCAUAUUCUAUCUGCUCUUCAUCUCAGCACUCCUCUCACUAAUGUGAACAUGACAUGGCACAUGCAGUUUGAUAAUAUUAAAAGUGAACUGUUUUAUGAACUGCUUGUUUGCAUUUCUUUCCGUGACAUUGAUGCUGUUUCUCUCUGUUUGUCCACAGUGUGUGACACCAACUAAAUCCACGAAAUGCGUGAACCAAAACUAGUUACGAAUAACAGGUGUGCUACUGAUCCCGUUGAUACCUUUCCCGUUGAUACCUUUCCCGUUGAUAUGAAGUCUUUGUGUGGCUGAUACUAAUUUUAAUUUUUCGGCUACAUGUUUACAAAUUGCAAAACAGCACGAAAACUUAGUUUCGGCCACAUUUCGGCUGCAAACUUGUAGAUAAAAGAAAAAAUUACAUGAAUUUUACCUGAUAUGAUAGUGGUAUAAUAAACUGUAUGCAUUUUUACGAACCUUGUAGUUAUUCUGAUCAUUUGACUUUUUAACUUCUUAACUUAACAUG